Messenger RNA from Acanthopagrus latus (yellowfin seabream), 1454 nucleotides. RefSeq names its product LYR motif containing 1 (gene lyrm1). The transcript is spliced from 6 exons. NCBI's taxonomy places the organism in Eukaryota, Metazoa, Chordata, Actinopteri, Spariformes, Sparidae. Gene Ontology annotation, cellular component: mitochondrion. Bases 675 to 1040 code for a protein of 121 amino acids. The record is from RefSeq and is a predicted model, not a curated record.
AGUGCUAAAACUACCAGAUAACAAACUUGAGCUAGAAAACAACCGCUUGAUAUCUGCCAACACUGUUGUCAAAGCACAUCCUCAGUUAAAUUACGUCGCUAAUGUUAAGUAACGUUAACAGACAUUAACGUUAUGUUUCUUUACCAACUUAUGUUCAUUGGGAAGUGGCGAGCACAAACAGGAUCAAGUGAGCUUAACAGGACACGCACACCACCCAAAAAUGUCACGUAAACAGCGUUUCGAUGUCAAUUAACACCUGGCAAAUUUAACCAUUUACUAUUUCAUUUAGUGCCUGUUACGAGGCAGUUAUCGAUCAACGAGGCAUCACCGCCGCCGGGACAUUUACAUUAGAAAUGCCUGGCCCUGACGACGUCGCCAUAGCUAGCUAGCAUCAGCUCGGUUAACUAAAAGUUAGCUAUCGGCUAAGCUAGGUCUUUCGAUUAAGACACCGAGAAACACCACAAUUAUCCCCGGAGAGAAACUUACCUUUUUGGGAAAUUCUAUCGUGUGAAAUUGGAUGUACAUCACGUCGGGAAUGCCAGCACAAAUUGAGCAGUAGAAGCCAGGUUGGGAAACACGUCAUCAUCAGGCGACAGUGUGUUUCUGCUGUCCUAGCAAGCUCCUGACAAGCUACCCUCAGACACAGUCGAAGUUAAACCAGUUUCGGAGCCCCAAUGACGGCCUCCACUCGCAGGACGGUGUUGUCGCUGUACACGCGGGUGUUUCGCAUUGCCCGAACCUGGCAGGCACAGAGUGGGGUAACAAGUGAAACAGAGACCGAGAGAAAGUACAUACUUCAGGAGGCCCGCACUCUCUUCAGACAGAACCAGCAGCUCACAGAUCAAGAAUCGAUAAAGAGGUGUAUAGAAGAAUGUGAAGCUCGGAUAGAAAUAGGUCUGCAUUACAGGAACCCGUAUCCAAGGGCUACCUACCUACCACCACUGGGACUGGCGACUCAGAAAGGCAGGAAGCUGCGAACACAGCAGCGCCUGAGGAAGCAGGCCAAGCCAAUUUACUUAGAGUCACAAGACGAGACUUGAUGCUCGAUAUCCCCGCUCCUCUCCAAGAGUUUUGCGUUACCAGGGACAGGAAACUAGAGUGUAGUCACAUGCUGGUCUCAUGGGCUGAGUAGUUUGUGAGGCGCUCGAUGAUGCCUGAAUACCCGUCAUUCAGGAAAAAGCCAUUAAGUUUCAUCGACAUUGUGUUUUGUUUUGUUUUUUGUUUUGUUUUUUUUACUGUGAACUGCGUAAACAUGAGUCAUAACUGUAGGUUUAAAAGUGACCUGUAAGAUCAAGUUGUAUUUCAUAUUUAUUUUUCUGUGUUUAUGUUGUUAUAAACUCUUCACACAUCCUCAGAACAUGUGAAAAUACAGGUUCGUGUCAAAAUUGUGUAAGAGUACAAAUAUAUUUUCAUUUCAUUGACGUCUGACAGUAAAGUCUUAUAUUCUACUCAAA